AUUGAUUUAAUUUCAGUAUUAUUCACCUUCGUAUCAUCAAAUAUAUAAUAUAUCAGUUUUCACUAAUUCACUAUUCCAAAUAUAAUUUAAUUUUUCGAGUACUUAAUUCAUUAAAUACAUUGUACAUUUUUACUCACAUAAUGGCUCUAUAUUUAAGAAGUGUACACAGACUAUGCUCAGCUAGACAAACAAUGUCUUUCCAAAUGCCAACAAUACAGCGUAUGAUUACCAUGCAAGUUAAAAAUGCUCAAGAAGUUGAAUAUAAAUUAGGAGAGACUCAUGAUGAGAAAAAUGGGCGCCUUAGUAGACCUAUGUCUCCUCACUUGACAAUUUAUCAGCCUCAAUUAACAACAAUAUUAUCUAUUACACACCGUGGAACUGGAGUCGCAUUAAGUGGUGUAACUGCUGGAUUAGGAGCAUUAUUCAUUUUCACGGAUUUGCCGACAUUUGUGCAAUUUGUACAUGGUUUAGAACUACCAUCAGCUGCUAUCAUGUCGGCUAAAGGAUUAGUUGCUUUUCCGUUCUUCUAUCACCUGUGUAAUGGCAUUAGACAUUUGGUGUGGGAUGCUGGUAAAUGUUUGACCAUUAAACAAGUUUAUUCAACUGGUUAUGGUGUGAUUGUUGGUAGCUUACUUCUAACAGUAUUGUCUUUAGCUUAUAGUACAUAAAUAAUAACAAAAAAUUGUUCAGUUUCUUGUACUAUUAUACAAGAUUAUUCGUUUAAAUUAAAACAUG
Messenger RNA from Melanaphis sacchari, 735 nucleotides. RefSeq names its product succinate dehydrogenase cytochrome b560 subunit, mitochondrial-like. Gene Ontology annotation, cellular component: membrane. NCBI's taxonomy places the organism in Eukaryota, Metazoa, Arthropoda, Insecta, Hemiptera, Aphididae. The transcript is spliced from 5 exons. Gene Ontology annotation, biological process: tricarboxylic acid cycle; mitochondrial electron transport, succinate to ubiquinone. Gene Ontology annotation, molecular function: electron transfer activity; succinate dehydrogenase activity. The record is from RefSeq and is a predicted model, not a curated record. The coding region runs from base 141 to 668 and encodes 175 amino acids.